This is a messenger RNA of Poecilia latipinna (sailfin molly), 9372 nucleotides long. Its product is annotated as UPF0606 protein KIAA1549. Lineage: Eukaryota; Metazoa; Chordata; Actinopteri; Cyprinodontiformes; Poeciliidae. The transcript has 20 exons. The record is from RefSeq and is a predicted model, not a curated record. Bases 843 to 5174 code for a protein of 1443 amino acids.
CCGGCUGCUGGUUGAGGUUUUAAAGCAUGCUGUGGUGCUGAUGGUUCGGUUCGAUUCGGAUCCCUGGGUUGAUCUGCAUCGCCGGAGCUCGGUGUCUUUAAGCGGUUGCAGCUGCGGCUCUGUGCCCGCUGCGAAGCCUUCAGCCUCGGAUCCAGAAGGGAGGAGUCUCCGGUUCCGGAACCGUCAGGAAUCUGGACCCUGGUGUUCUGCAGUGAGCGGAUGGAUGCGAUUGGGCUCAUAACUGGGUCAAUAUGAGAGGAGACCGGGCCGAACCGUCAGAGGUGUGAGGAUCCGGGCCUCAGACAUCAGAUACGGGCCGGUACCGAACCCUGAUCAAUCAGCAGAUUUGAAAUCCUGGACCGAACCUUUCAGGUCCAAAUUGAUGAAAGUAAGUACCAGGAGCUGCUUCAUCACGAAACAACCAGAGAGCUAAUGGACCCGAACCGGUCCAGAGACCCGAACCGGUCCAGAUUUCCAGAGACUGAAAUUCCAGUUGGUUCGUUUUGAAUCCGAUCUUUGAUCUUUGUGUUAACUUGUUAAAAUGUUAACUUGACGCCUUUUGGACCUUCAAAGAAGCAGAACUUUGGCCCGGUUCAGCAGGUCCAGAUAUCCUCUCACUGGCCACUUUAUUAGGCACACCUGGUUGGAGAAACUUCUGCUCCGUGGACCAGAUUGACCUGAUGACAUCACAGUUGCUGCAGUUUCCAUGAGCAACGUUGGUGUUGCCGCCAGAACCUUUCGAUGGUUCUGUUGCAGACUCCAGGUUCAGUCGGGUGAGGGUGAGCAGAACCUCUGGGCCUUUUUCUCUGGAGGUCAGUGAAAGGUCAACAGGAAGUUGUAAGAUGUGUAAACAGCUGUGGCUUCCCUCAGGAAAACCAUCAGGACGAGUUGUCGCUAUGACAACGCGUCCUGUACUGAUGGCAGGUGAGUCAGGUGAGUGUCUCCUGCUGCCCAGGUCCUCCUGUCGGGCCCUCGGCUCCCAGCGUCCCCGUCAGACCGCUGGUCCUCUGAGGAUGUCGGACCUUGUGAUCCUGCUGGGCUCCAGCUUCAGGACCAGGACCGGAAUGGACCCCAGAGCCACAUCAUGCACACAAACGCUCGCUGUGAUGUUUCUGGUGGCUGGCACACUGGUUUCCAUGACGACCACAAGCUCACCUGCUGCAGGUGUGUUGGAUUUGAACAGGACAAUGGGGUCAUCAUCACAUAAUUCAUCACCAUCACCCGCCCCCCCCAGGGGGGCCUCAGACUUUGGUUACCAUAGUAACAGUGCUGGAGCUGGCUCAGCAGAGGACCAGGAAGCUGGUGCUCAGGGCAUCCACCUACUGCUGAGACCUCCAGACCUGCUGGCCCCCAGUCUGCCCCCGGUACUCCCCCCACACAGCCAGCCCACUCUCACCCCUCCACCCCCCUGGGAGCAGGGCCCCUCCCUAGAGGAAGCAUGGGGCUCUGGGGACUACCUGGAGACUCUGUCCUUCAUGGUGCCUGACGGGGAGGAACUGGGCCUUGCCACGCCACUACCAAGCCACCCUUGGGACGCGGAGUCUGAUGGGGACUGGGUCUCUUAUGACACGGCCUUCCCGCCCCGUCCAACACUCCCUCUGUUCUCCCGUCCCCCCAUCAUCCCCUCCUCCACUCCUACUGUUCCCCUUCACACUCACACUGCCCAUCUGGAUGUUUUUUCCACAUGGGAUGAGGAAUACGACCCAGAGGACAUGAUGCCUCUGGAACCGACGGAGGUGCUGCUGCCGGACAUGAACAGUCUGGAGUACUACACCAACCUUCUGGCCCGGGAAAAGCAGAAGGAAAAGGAGAGGGAGAAGGAGGACCAGAUACAUGGUACCAAGUCCAGACCCUCCAUUACUCCCACAACAACACAAACUCACCUUUCUCCUCUGACCCCAGUCCCAACCCUCAGUGGGCCUCCACCAGAUCUAGAGCAUAAACAUCCACCACGAGGACCCUUCCCUCCCGUCACUCCCUCACCUGCUCUUACAAGUGAAAAGUCACCUACUCUACCAAGCACCUCCCAAACCCCUUCCACUCCUGCUCCAUCUUCUCCAAAAACCAAAGACCAUGGUCCAGGCCUCCCUCCUCGUCCCCCAUCUAACACUACCAGCCAGGUGCCACCCCCUCCUCCACUGGGUCCACCGGUUCGGCCUGUCAAACCAGAAAGACCAUCAGUGAUCACAGAAAAAACAGCAAAACCUCCAGCCAUAACGACUACCACCCAGAUUACCUCCAUCAGCCUCACCAGAGGACCCCCAGUUACCACACCCAAAGGGGCCCAGACUCCGCUCACCAGACAGUACCUGUGCAAUGUCACCAAGCCUGAGCUGUACCUGGUCAGAGUGGUGAGUUCUAAAGGCUCAUCGGCCGGGUUCAGUCAUGUCCGCGAUGUCCUGAGGAGAGAGUUCAACCGCUCAAUAGAGCUGCAGUUCCUGAGAACUCCAUCCAGUUUUGCCUUUCGUGUCGUGUCUGGACCAAUGAUAUUCACUGCCAUAUCUGUCAUCAAUGCUCUCCGUCAGUCACCGCGCAGUUCAGGCCCCAUUCCUACAGUUUCCCCUCUCUAUACCAUACCUGACCUCUGGUACCAGAUCCACUCGGUGCUGCAGUUUGUUCCCACCCAUGUUGAUGUCAGAGUGUGCAACUUUAGUGAAAGGGUGGAGCGAGGGCUGAUAAUGGCAUAUGCAGAGAGCCGAAGAAGGUCACAUGAGGGAGGAAACAUCACCGUCCAGCUGCUGAACAUCACAAUGAGCAAAGGCUGGCCAGCAGUGGGGCAGAAGGUUCCUGUUGACAUCACUUUCGCUGUACGAGAUGGGAGGGGCUAUUUGGUGGGGUCAGAGGUUAGCGAACACCUGAGGAAGCUCAGCUUGGUGGAGUUCAGCUUCUAUGUUGGAUUUCCUGCUCUGCAGAUUGCAGAACCCUUCUACUAUCCUGAGCUAAAUAUGUCCCACCACCUGCGUGACACGUGGGUCCGUACAGUCCUGCUGGGUGUUCAUGAGCAGCAGGUGGCUGAGAGGAGUUUUAAAGCUCGUCUGGAAAGACGACUGGCUGUGCUACUGGAGGAAGGACUGCAGGAGACCAGCAGGAGGCGCUGGAGAAGAGCAACCGCUGUGGGCAACAACAGUUUGCAGGUGGUGCGGAUAUCCAGGCUGUCCGGUCCAGAGCGCCCCCUAGAGGUGUUUUACUUCGUAGAGGGUCCAGGUGGGGAGAGGGUCCCGGCAGAGGUAACUGCAGCCACCAUGAACCGCCUGGACCUACAGAGGGCCGCCAUUGUUCUUGGACACCGAGUCCAGAGGCCUCUGGCUCAACCUGUAGAGACUCUUUCUGUUCCUCCGGCUGAGACUCAGAGCAGCAGCAUUUGGUUGAUCGUAGGGGUGGUUGUCCCUGUCCUACUGGCUGUCUUCAUUAUUAUCAUUCUCUACUGGAAGCUUUGUGGGUCUGAGAAGCUCGAGUUUCAACCGGAUGCCAUCAACACCAUCCAGCAGAGGCAGAAGCUUCAAGCUCCUAGUGUCAAAGGCUUUGACUUUGCAAAGCUCCAUCUUGGUCAGCACAGUAAAGACGACAUCAUGGUGAUCCAGGAGACGGGCCCACUACCUGCCCCAAUAAAAGAGGCCACGCCCUCCGAUGGCGGAGAUCUCAACACUCCCAAGUCCAAAGGAUCAUCCACUAAAGCAGCACGUUCAAGUCGCCGCAGGGGAAGGCUCAGCCCUUCAGACGGAGACUCGUUAGGAAGUGAGCAAUCCAGCGGCAGGGAGUCGGCAGAGGAAAGCACCAGACCUGUGGCCACACCCAGUGAGGGCAAACACCACAGGAAGGCCCCUAAAAAUGGGAGGAGCAAAAUAGCGGUCCCAUCAGGCAGCGGUCCAGAUGAACUUCUCUCCUCAUCCUCCAUCUUUGACCAUGUUGACCGUCUCUCCCGUGGCUCUUCAGAUGGAACCCGUCGCCAGGCCAACAAGGUGCAACUUAUUGCCAUGCAGCCGCGACCAAGUCCGCCUGCGGCACACGGCCCGCCACAGCCGAGUCCCUCCCUCACUGAAAAGGUCAAUACUGAGGUGGCACUAAGGCACAAGUCUGAGAUCGAGCAUCACAGGAACAAACUGCGCCAACGUGCAAAGAGGCGGGGCCAGUGUGAGUUUCCUUCCAUGGACGACAUCAUGGAUGCUUUUGGAGACGGGCCGGUUCAGAGCGAAGCGGCCCAGCGGCUCUACAGCUCCGCCCACGACCACAUGGACUGCAUCCUUCAGGCCGAGGGAGCCUCACCCCUGACCCCCGCAGACUCCAGGAAAAGAGGGAGGCGCUCUCCUCGGGGCCGGAGGCCUCAUCAAGGACCAGGAAGUCUUCCAGAUACAGACAGAGAUCGGCUGCUCACAGACCAGAGCGCCACCUACAGGAAGUACCCCGGACUCAACAAUGUAGCGUACAUGUCGGACCCUGACCUGCCCCCAGACCACGGCAGUCCCUCCCCUACUGAUGAGGUGUUUGACUCAGCCCCAGCUCCUCCUCCUUACAUGCCCCCCCAGCCUUCUAUUGAGGAAGCCCGGCAGCAGAUGCACUCCCUGCUGGAUGACGCCUUCGCCUUGGUAUCACCAUCUUCACAGGCCAGUGGCGUAAGAUACGCGGAGUUGGGAGUCUCCCCCACAUCCAUCCAGGGUCUGCUGCAGAGGCAGGGCCUGGGCUCAGGAGGAUACGUUUCUACUGGAGAACAACUGCAGGAGUCGGUGUACUCCAACAGGGGGAAGUAUGAAGACCCUCCUUCAUCUUCCAGACCCCGACCUGUUGGGGGCAGUACAGGGGCCCAGCUUCACCAUCUGACUCAGGUGGGUUUGUCCAGUCAGAUCGGUGCGUACCCUGGAGUAGGUCGCAGCAUGUCUGGACCCACUGGCUCCAGCUGGCACCAGCAGCACUCAGACCAGGACCUGUCCAGACCUGGAGGUAGCAGAGAAAGUGUGCUGUCGUUCCCUGAGUUCUCCUCUUCAUCUGUUUUUCAAAUGCCCAGCUCUUCAUUACGGGACCCAUCGGCUCCACCCCUCCUCUUAACCUCGCCCACCCCAGAAUAUCCACCAGAGGAUGCCUCACCAUCUGUCCACACAUCCGCCUCUCUCAUCAAGGCGAUCAGGGAGGAGCUGCGACGGCUGGCCCAGAAACAGGCGGCAGUGACCAGCUACCCUUAACUGACCUGCACCUUUUCAAAUCAGGAGUUACAGUAGCUGUUCUACUAGUUGGUCAAGUACCUUGAACUGUGCGGCUAAUCGUAAAAUACCCAUGAUCUAAAUGGCAGCGUCUCCUGACGACCACCAGGACUUAACAGGGUUUUAUCUUUUUAUUUGUCUGUCCACUACCCUUUCGCCCUGCAUUCAUCGCCCAGAUUCACAUUUCCACUAAAGUGCUUCCUGGAGUAGAUCACUGAGGAUCGGCCGACCUGGACUCCUACACUGAAUCAUCCUUUUUGAACUUCUGGAACAACAAUACAGCCCCCAACCAUGAAAUGAGAGGUCCCUCUGGAGUUGUGAAGUUGAUGGCCUUUUGUGGUCUAGUCAUCUACCUUCAACUCUAGGAGCUCAUCCCUCCUGGCCUUCUGAAGUGGAUAAUACCUGUUGGAGUUCUGAAGCAGAAGCAUUGCGAUUGGUUUGAUUUUGAACUUGGAUUGUACUUCUCAAUUUCUGAACCUAUCUUAGUGGGAGAGUUUUCAAUUGGUCUUUAGUGAACUAGUCACACAUCCUGCUCUUUUGGUUAAAGCAGCAUUGUUGACCUUGCUGAGUGAAUGUCUCUAGGAGUUGUACAACAAACUGUUUUGCUAUUGUCUUUGAGUUCCUGGUGUAAAAGGGCCCUUUAGACCGUUGGUCAUUGCUCCCUACUAGAGUUAUGAAGGCUGGAUGACCCAUCAGUCCUUGUUGAGGUAAUUCUUCACAUGAAGAAACUUCUGAACCCUUGUAGACCUGAUGAUGGGUCUUAUGGUUCUACAGCAGAUUAUCACUUCUGGAUUAAAUUGACCUUCUGAAUAAUCUGGUAUGGGUUCCCCCUUUUAGAGUUUUAAAAAUGUUGCUCCAGUGUUUUCUAGAUUAGUUUUGAUUCUUACGUGGACUUUAUUCAACCUUUUUAGCCUUCUGAGAUAAAUGGGAAAGUGAAAAUCUGCAGCAGAUCGUUGUUUCCAGGAUAAUUGGGCCAUUGUUAACCUAGAGGGAACAUGUGAAGCUCACUGUCCUUCCAGAACUUGCGGGCAUUUGCCCAUUCUUGGGGGUGUAUCGUUCCUUCUGAAGUUCUGAAGUGGGUAAUCUUUCUGGGUUCCCUGUGGUGCUAAUUGUCAGCCUCAUUACUUUACACAUUGACCACAUACUGCCUUCCAUGAUCCAUCAGCCACGGUGAUCAUGUAUGCAUCUACGAACCAUACAGAAAAUAUAUUUGCACUGUUUAUAGCAGGAGGUGCAGCAAAGUCCUGACAGCAUGACAAAAUACACACACAAAUACAUACAUAUAUAUGUGUGUGUGUGUGUGUGUGUGUGUGUUCAUAUAAAGGUAUAUAAAUGAAAUACUUAGAAAUAGAAUCCCAACGAGCACAAUAUUAAUGUGAGAGUUACUAUUGGAGUAUUGAGAUGUUGUGUAUUUUUUAUUGCUUAUAUAUGAAAUGAUGCUUUAAUGCUUUAUUUAAAUCAAAAAAAGACCAAACUACUGUUCCAUGGUUGUAAACUCUUGUGUUUGAGCUUGCUGUAGAUUCUGAGACCGUUUGUUGCGGUGCAUCGCUGCUAGCUUGUGUGUUUGUGUAUCGGUGGUAAAAAAGAAAUUGCAGCAAAAGCAUCACUUCUCCAGCUGUUUGUGAUUUAUCUGUUGCUCCCAUCUGUUUUCUGUAGACCCUGAAGAUGGCGCUAAUGUUAUGUUGGAGAUGGUUCCAGUGUUUCUGUAGGAGUGUGGAGAUGGGGGUCUUGGUAUUCUUCUCAGCUGCAGCUGCUUCUCAGUGAACAGUUUGAUGCUGCACACAAGAGGAACAGCCAUGAAAAGAAUGAUUCCUCUUUUCAGUGAAGCUCCAAAAAAGAGGAGAAAAGGAAAAGAAAUGUCACCAACCUGAGCUGCUGGUUUAGUUUAGUUUCCAUGGAAUUUGGUAGAACUUUUCAGUUUUGAGAGCAUAAUCGCUGAAAACAGAAUUAUUGGCAACAGACCCACACAUUUAGCAUCUGAACGAGACCUCGUUCAGUUUCGUGAUGUUUCCAAGCGGCCCCAGCCCUGCAGCAGCAGGAAAUGUCCAGAGUGAACUCGCGGUGGUAGGAGCUUACGUUGCAGGGGAAAGGUUUUGUAAUCACAGCUGAAAAAAGCAUAAGAAGUGCUGCUCUGGUCCAAACACACCUUGGUUCAAAGUCAGGCUGACGGUGGUUUACUGGUUUCUGCUCAGGUCAGUCAAAGAGCUGCGUUUGUCUCGCCAGCAGCUUCUUUAACAUGUAACUGUUACCAAGGCUACGCUAAUAUGACAAGCUCUACAUUGUUCAGUCAGCUUGUUGAGCAGCGUUUAGACAACUCUGUCCACACGGCAAUGAAAGGAUAAGGUCCUUUUUCAUUUCAAAAUACGAGAGUCAAGCUGAACGUUUGCACAUUUCCAUCAGAUCCUAGAAUUCCUCCUGAGGUCUAGAAUUGAAAUGUUGAAUGUUAGAGAAGAAAAAAGCUCCUAUGUUGUCCUGUUAGGAUGAGCCAGCUGAAUCAAAGUGUCCGUUCCUCGUUGAACUGAACUACAAUAAGAUAAUUCUCUACUGGGCUAGUGUUGCACUUUCUGCAGUUGGGACGCUUCAUGUUCUGGUUUGUUAAAAGUUCAUGUGGCUCCAAAAACCCAACCUGAGGCGCAGGCCAUCAUUACUUUAUUUUCUGUUUGUGGCAGCUUUACUGGAAGUCUGCACACAUCUAGAUGAAGGCUUGCUGGAGUUCAAGUGCAGUUUUGGACAAGCUUCUUCUUCUUCUGUCCCAUGGUGUCCACAAGCCCAACUUGUCUCAGGAAGUCCUGACGCUUUGAUUCAGCCGUUACCAGACGGCUGCGUCUCUCUGCUGAAAGAAUCUGUUGCUUUCUGGAAAGCCGUUGACCUUUUGUCUGUUUGUGUUUCCACAUGAGCUUCUGCUUUUCUUGGCAUGUUCCACCAUGUUUAAGGCUUUAGCUGUUUUUGAUGUCCCCAAUAAUGUUCAGCAUGCUGCUAAAAUAUGUAAAAGUUCAAACAGUGAAGAGUUGUUUCACGUCUCGGUCAGUGAGCAGUGAUUAAUGUCUCAGCUCAUUAUUCAUCAGCUUUUUUUAAAUACAUUUCCAAAUGAUAUUUUUUAAUCUAAAAGAAGAUGGCUCUAGUAAAUAGUGUAUAAAUGAAAGUGGACAUGAUGUUGAAUAGAAAUAUAUAGAAAUAUAUCUAAAAAAUAUUUUAUCUGUGAUUGCUAAAUGGACUGGAAGAUCAUCUCGGCCUGGUGCCAACUCAUCCUUCAUGGACCAACUGCAGAAUGCUACUGGCUUGGAACUCUGAUUGGACAAUGCACCUGUCCGUCAAGCUGUAGGGCUUAGCCACGCCCACAGGAUCACAUGGUGCUAUUUCACAGACUCCAGGUGGAUCUGAAAGCCACCAGAUCACCAUCAUGAAAACGACAAAAGUCCUGCAGAUGUUCCAGUCUGCAGGUUCCUCCUGAAUGUUUCCAGCAAACAGUCACAAGGUGGAUGUUCCUCCAUGACUCGGUGUUUUCGAUGCUCGCAGGUCACAGAAGAUCCUUCACUAAACAGUGUCCAAAAAUAUUCUAUUUGGAGUUUUGUGAUUCUCACAUCUUUUUUCUCCUUCGUCACGUUGGACCUAAUAAUGUACACUAUCAUUUUUACCUGAACUAUGUAUAUUUUUGGACCAAUUGAGUCACUGUUGUAGUGCAAAACUGGUAUUUUAGAUCCAUUUGUUAGCAGAGCGGUAGCUGGACCGUCCUCAUGGUCUCCAGGCUGCCAAGUGAACCAUGAGUUGGUUGUAAUGGAGUCGAAGCUUAAGUUGGGUCCAAAGAGACCCAGAAUGGGAGUGAAAGACCUGUGGACACGCAGGGUGGGUUCAUCCAAACUAAUUCUGGGUAGUGAUGAACAACUCUUGGCCUUGACCCCGCUCUGAGAAAUGAAGAAUAUCUGGUCCUCAGUGAAAACUGCAGUUUUGUCAUGAAGGAACAUCCACUCAGCUGUUGCUCUGAGCUCAACCACAUUCCUGUUUGUUCUUCAGAACCCGACGGCCUGCCCUGACUCGGUGAGUCCAGCUGUGACCUGAUGGACUCGUGGGCCGGCCGGGUCUCAUGGCGAGCCUCGCCUCCUAGACGCUCUGUGAGCUUCAUAAUCUGGUGUUUCAAGUCCGACUGAUUGUGUUAACAGACAUUAAAGAGACAUUCGGAGUC